GUCAGCGGCGGCGGCAAGCUACAACGAGGUUAUAGGUGAAUGCACAAUGCACGGCACUGCUCGGUUGGUCGAGGUGGUGGACAAGCUUCUACCAUUUACGGAAGAGUCCUCCGUGCUGGACGUGGGCUGCGGCACUGGUAGCUUGACGGUCAAGAUCCAUGAAAUUUGUGGCCAAGCGCGAAUCCUUGCGACGGACGUCGCUGAGGGCAUGCUGGCUGAGGUCAACAAGCUGCACAUUCCUCACGUUACGACGCAGUUUGAAGACGGCGCAACCCUCGCCGGACUGAAGGAUGCUUCGUUCACUCACGGGCUCAGCUCAUUUGCCACUCAUAUCAUACCGGAUGCCAUGAGAGUGGUCAAGAGUCUACACCGGGUCGUAAUGCCGGGAGGUGUCGUGGGUAUCGCGAUAUGGGGAGAGUACUUGGGCCUCUUGGUUGGGCACGAGAGGGCAUGCCGUCGAUUGAAGCCUGAAUAUACCGUCCUCGACCCCAAGCUUCCGGGGACGUGGUAUGCCGAAGAAGAACACCGGAAAGCAUUGCAGGAAGCUGGUGUGAAAGACGUGAAGACUGAGCUCUUCAAUAUGCCGUUGUUUCAACCCGCAGACGGGUGGUCAAACGUCGCAAGUGAAUGGUGGACUUCAACCAACAACCCGUUUGCUAGAGGACUGAUCGAUCACUGGGUUGAUCAUGGUGGCAGUAAAGACAAGCUAGCUCGUGAAUUUGAGCGUGCCGUGUGUGAGGAUCAACCGGACGGCAUCUUCCUGAGCUGCGUGGUUGGCUGGGGAAGGAAGUGAGUUGAGAUCUUUACAAGGGCGUUUGACGCUAUCCGCCUCUCAAAACGUCAGUGGUAUGAUGGAUUGGCCAUCCAACCUAACGCUUUAGCGGGUUACUAGUUUGCAGCGUGGAUAAUGCGAUGGAAGGACUGAAACCAUGGCUGCCUUCCGCAUACACAUUCGCACACUCGGCGUUGCGUAGACAACUGGCAUGUUCGAGAGUGCCAAGACAGC
Molecule: messenger RNA, 1006 nt
Organism: Baudoinia panamericana UAMH 10762
Lineage: Eukaryota; Fungi; Ascomycota; Dothideomycetes; Mycosphaerellales; Teratosphaeriaceae
Exons: 2
Coding region: 47-793 (248 amino acids)
Source: RefSeq, a predicted model, not a curated record